Messenger RNA from Hyaena hyaena (striped hyena), 5805 nucleotides. RefSeq names its product adhesion G protein-coupled receptor F5 (gene ADGRF5). Gene Ontology annotation, molecular function: G protein-coupled receptor activity. The coding region runs from base 372 to 4535 and encodes 1387 amino acids. Gene Ontology annotation, biological process: G protein-coupled receptor signaling pathway; cell surface receptor signaling pathway. The transcript has 22 exons. NCBI's taxonomy places the organism in Eukaryota, Metazoa, Chordata, Mammalia, Carnivora, Hyaenidae. Gene Ontology annotation, cellular component: membrane. The record is from RefSeq and is a predicted model, not a curated record.
GCCUGGAGAAAGGCAACAGGCACCAAAUACAGGAAAUCAUGUGGAGAGGAUCUCUUAUUUAUUAUGGUUCCCAUAUUACUUCCCCUCCCCCAGCCUCCGCCCCCACCUCCAGCCACACUGAGUCUUCCAGCUUUUUCCUGCAGCAGGAGGACAGAAGGCAGUUCACCUCUGCUCCCCAAGGUCUGUCGAGCCCUGAGGAUCUGAAGUCUGGUCUUGUGAAACCCCACCCUCCUGUGGGUGUGUAACUGAACGGGAGCCCCUUGAGUUACACCUCACCUAAGAGGUUCCCGGGAAGAUCUCCAGUACAGGGUCAAAUUUCAGGAGACUGCAAGCCACAGAAGAGAAAGGCAAAGCAACUCAAACGUAAAGAAAUGAAAUCCCCAAGGAGAAUCACGCUGUGCUGCAUGAUUAUUGUGAUUUAUUUUUCCCAAGCUACACCGAACUUGAAUUUAGAGUCUUUUGUUCAUCCCUUGAUUCUCCGUGAACAUGAACUAGAGGGGAAGGAGCCACUAAGGCAAAAACGAGCAGUAGCCUCAAGCACUGCUGCAGCUGGAGAGUACACCGUUGAUGUUGAGAUCAGUUUUGAAAAUGCCUCCUUCUUGGAGCCUAUCAAAGCUUACUUGAACAGCCUCAGUUUCCCAAUUCAAGGGAACAGCACUGACCAAGCCACCACCAUUUUAAGCAUUGAGGUGACAACAGUCUGCAGACCUACUGGAAAUGAAAUCUGGUGCUCCUGUGAGACAGGCUAUAGGUGGCCUCAGGAAAGGUGCCUCCACAAUCUCAUUUGUCAAGAGCAUGAUGGCUCCCCUGCAGGGCAUUGUUGCAAUUGCCUUAAAGGACUCCCUCCCAAGGGACCUUUUUGCCAGCUCCAAGGAGCAGAUGUUACCCUAAGAAUGUCAGUCAGACUCAAUGUGGGCUUUCAAGAAGACCUCAAGAACUCUUCCUCUGCUCUCUAUAGGUCGUACAAGACUGACUUGGAAACAGCGUUCUGGAAGGGUUACAGUAUUUUACCAGGCUUCAAAUUGGUGACUGUGACAGGGUUCAGGCCCGGAAGCGUGGUUGUGACAUAUGAGGUCAAGACUACAAGACCGUCACCUACGUUAAUGCACAAAGCAAAUGAUCAAGUAAUGCAGAACCUUAAUCAGACUUACAAAAUGGAUUACAAUUCCUUUCAAGUAGUUACUAGCAAUGAAACUAAGUUCACCAUUGUACCAGAAAUCACUUUUGAAGGGGAUACGGUAAUGCUGAUGUGUGAAACUGAAGUUUUGUCAUCUAACGUGUCCUGGCACCAUGUUGAAAGGCACUCCGACAUCCAGAACGGCAGCAGAUUCUCAAUUUACACCUUUGUGCUCAACAACAUGACCUCGAUAUCACACCUCACCAUUUACAACGUCACUCAGGGGGACUCAGGUGAAUAUAUUUGCAAGCUGACAUUAGAUAUUUUUGAAUAUGAGUCCAGAAAAAAAAUGGAUGUUAUACCCAUCCGAAUUUUGGCAACUGAAGAAAUGAAGGUGAAGUGCGAUAACAAUCCUGUAUCUUUGAACUGCUGCAGUGAGAUUAAUGUUAAUUGGAGCAUGAUAGAAUGGAAGCAGGAGGGGAAAAUAAACAUUCCAGGAAACCCUGAAACAGACAUAGAUUCCAGCUGCAGCAGAUACACCCUCAAGGCCCACGGGAUGCAGUGUCCAAGCAGGCUGGGUGGAAUGAAGGUCAUCUUCGUGUGUGAGUUCAUCAGCGAGCAUGGAGCCAGAGGCAGUAAGAACAUAGAAGUGACGUUCACCUCCAUGGGAGAUAAUUCCAGCCACAAUGGGGAAGUGCACGAGCUCCUAAGUCAUGUGAUGGAAAUGAGUACAGUUCAGAGCACCACCCGGAACAGCAUAGAAACCAGUAGAGCCCAGGAGCAGCAAGCCAACCUAACAAUAACCCCGGACCCAAUUUCUGUUUCUGAGGGACAAAACUUUUCCAUAAAGUGCAUCAGCGAUGUGAGUAACUAUGAUGAGGUAUACUGGAACACUUCUGCUGGGAUUAAAAUAUACCCAAAGUUUUAUACCACGAGGAGGCGAGCUGAUGGAGCAGAGUCAGUGCUCACAGUGAAGACCGUGACCCGGGAGUGGAAUGGAACUUAUCAUUGCAUAUUUAGAUAUAAGAAUUCAUACAGUGUUGCAACGAAAGAUGUGAUUGUUUACCCGCUGCCUCUAGAGCCAAACAUCAUGGUUGAUCCCUUGGAAGCUACAAUCCCAUGCAAAGGUUCCCAUCUCUUCAAGUGUUGCAUUGAGGAGGAUGAAGACUACAAAGUAACUUUCCAAAUGGAUUCCCUAUCCGUUCUUGCAGAAAAAGAAGUCAAUGGAAAGCAAGUGUGCUACAAAUAUAAUUUCAUGGCGAGCUCAGUUUCCUGGUGUCCAAAAAAGCAUGACCUAUUUUGUCACUUUACCAAUGCUGCGAAUAAGUCAGUCCAGAGCCCUUCUAUGAAGCUUAACCUGGUUCGUGGAGAGAACAUCAUGUGCCAAGAUCCCAUAAUAGGUGUUGGGGAGCCUGGGAAAGUCAUCCAGAAACUGUGCCAGUUCUCAAAUGUUCCCAGCAGCCCUGGAGGGCCCACUGGCGGGAUCGUGACGUACAAAUGUGUAGGCUCCCAGUGGAAAGUGAAGAAGAAUGGCUGCAUCUCUGCCCCAAUAAAUAAUUUGCUCCAGCUGGCCAAGGCUUUGAUCAAGAGCCCUUAUCAGGACAAGAAGCUCCCAACAUACCUAAAGGAUCUUUCUAUUAGCACAGGCAAGGUGAAACACGAAGUCAGCUCAUUUCCUGGGAGCCUGGGAGCCAUCAUUAAUAUCCUUGAUUUGCUGUCAACGGUUCCAACCCAAGUGAAUUCAGAAAUGAUGACGCACGUUCUCUCUACGGUUAACACCAUCCUCAGCAAGCCCAUCUUGAGUACCUGGAAGGCAUUACAACAGCAACAGACCAACCAGAGCUCACAGCUCCUGGACUCAGUAGAACGAUUUUCCCGAGCAUUACGGCCGGAAGAUAACACUUUUCUGUCCAUCAACCAAACUAAUGUGCAGAUGAGGAGCAUGGUAAUAAAACCUGGCCAUCCAAAAGCCUACAAACAGAGCUUUGUUUUCGCAGACUCAGACCUGUGGGGCAAUGUGGCCAUUGAAAACUGCCAAUUGGGAAGUUUGCAGGAAGAUUCAUCUAUUGUCACCGUGGCUUUUCCAACUCUCAAAACCAUCCUCGCCCAGGAUGUCCAAGGAAAGAAUUUUGCAAACAGCUUAGUGAUGACCACCACUGUCAGCCACAACAUAACCAUGCCAUUCAGUGUUUCAAUGACUUUUAAGAACACCAACCCUUCAGGUGUGAUACCACGAUGUGUCUUCUGGAAUUUCAACCUCGCCAACCACACAGGGGGGUGGGAUAGUAGUGGGUGCUAUGUGAACAAAUUUGAUGAGGACAGUGUCUCCUGCAUCUGUGACCACCUAACAUCAUUCUCCAUCCUCAUGUCCCCCGACUCUCCAUAUCCUGGUUCUCUCCUGGAAAUACUCCUGAAUAUCAUUUCCUAUAUUGGGUUGUGCUUUUCCAUCUUGAGCCUAGCCGCCUGUCUGAUCGUGGAAGCCGUGGUGUGGAAAUCAGUGACCAAGAAUCGGACUUCCUAUAUGCGUCACAUCUGCAUAGUGAACAUUGCUGCCUCCCUUCUGGUUGCCGACAUCUGGUUCAUCGUGGCCACUACCAUUCAUGAUCUUUAUCACCCAUUCAAUGAGACAGCCUGUGUGGCCGCCACCUUCUUCAUCCACUUCUUCUACCUCAGCGUCUUUUUCUGGAUGCUGACUCUGGGCCUCAUGCUCUUCUACCGCCUGGUUUUCAUCCUGCAUGACACAAGCAAGUCCAUUCAGAAGGCUGUUGCAUUUUCUCUUGGCUAUGGCUGCCCUCUUGUCAUCUCAGUCAUCACAGUUGGGGCCACCCAGCCCCAAGAAGUCUACACAAGGAAGAAUGCCUGCUGGCUCAACUGGGAGGAUACCAAGGCCCUGCUGGCCUUCGUCAUCCCAGCACUGAUCAUCGUGGUGGUGAACAUGACCAUCACGGUUGUGGUCAUCUCCAAGAUCCUGAGACCUUCCAUUGGAGACAAGCCAAGCAAGCAAGAGAGGAGUAGUCUGUUUCAGAUCAGCAAGAGCAUUGUGGUCCUCACACCACUCUUGGGGCUCACCUGGGGUUUUGGUCUUGCCACUGUGUUCCAAGGAAGCAAUGCUGUGUUCCAUAUUAUAUUUACCCUCCUCAAUGCCUUUCAGGGGCUAUUCAUUUUACUCUUUGGGUGCCUGUGGGAUCAGAAGGUGCAGGAAGUCUUGCUGAAGAAGUUUUCACUGUCAAGAUGGUCCUCUCAGCACUCAAAGUCAACAUCCCUCAGUUCAUCUACACCAGUAUUUUCUAUGAGUUCUCCAAUAUCAAGAAGAUUUAACAAUCUGUUUGGUAAAACAGGAACAUACAAUGUUUCCACCCCAGAAACAACCAGCUCAUCCCUGGAAAAUACAUCCAGUGCUUACUCGUUGCUCAACUAACAACAGGAAAAUCACUGCAAAUGACUUCUUAAAGGACAGCGGAUGCGCUCUGAAGAAAAACAAAACAAAACAAAACACACCUCCUUCCAAAGCCAUGGGUAAACUGUUUUCUCCACAGGCUUCUUCCUGGAGCAGAUGCUGAAGAGACUUUUUCAUUGGGGAAGAAGCUUUCUUUCGUAAAGACAGACUAAAAGUCAUUGUUAAGUUUAUUUGCUGCCCCACCCCCACCUCUUGUGUGAUACUAAAUGUGUAUAGUAUUUAAGUGAAAUCCAAGUCCCUCAAGGGCCAAUUUCCCUGUCUGUAUUGUAAAAUAGAAUUUCAAAGAGACAUUUUUCCUUUUCACAUGCUGGGCACAAAAAUAAGCUUUGAUUAAAAUAAUAACUACAAGGCUAGUACCUAGGAAAUACUUCAGUGUAUUCUAAGAAGGAAGGAAGGAAGGAAGGAAGGAAGGAAGGAAGGAAGGAAGGAAGGAAGGAAGGAAGGAAGGAAGCAGGAAAAAAGAAAAAUAUAGAGAAAAACACUAAAAACUGCAUUAAUUCCAUGUUAAUGUAAUUAUUCAGACACUGCCACAUGGAGAUUACAAAAAAUGGCUCAAAAUGGAAACUGAAAUAAGCCAUGGGGAAAGUUUGGUAUCUUUCUGGUAUUUUCUUAGCUAUGAGGGAGGGAGAGAGAGAGAGAGAGAGAGAGAGGAAGAGGGAGAGAGAGAGAGGGACAGUGGGAAAAGAUAGGGAGAAAAUUGUAAUAUCAAGAUGCUUUCAAGUGGAUAAUAAUAUUUGUAAGAAAUGCAUGGAAGGAGACUUAAUUCUCCUGAUGCUAAAUACACGCACACAGAUGCUAUUAGUGCAUGGUAAGGUUUGAGCUCAGUGGACUGAGGAGGCAGAGGAAGUGUGAUUGAGACUCUUUAUCAGAUCCCAGGAGAUCCAACUGCUAAUUACAUCUGCAGUUUAUCAGAAAAGCCUUACACUUUUUGAAGGCAGAAAAUAUAUAUUUUUAUAUCCAUCACUUGCCAAAUGUGAUGUAUUGUGAUAUAAGUGUGAUAUAUUGCACUGAAAACAGAUCCCAACUGUCAUAUACUAUAUUUAACAGCUUUAACCAGGUACUUCUCUGGGCAUCAUAGGAUAGAUUUUAAUAAUCUUAUGGCAUGGUUUAUUCUUCUUGUUGUUGCUACCGUGGAUUUCGUGGCUCUUGGUGUGUUGUAUAGCUCCCUAUAUAUUAGCCCUUACAGUGCUUCAGUUCCAAGACCAAUAUAUGUUAAGAGUUUUGUAUUGUC